Molecule: messenger RNA, 1047 nt
Organism: Kuraishia capsulata CBS 1993
Lineage: Eukaryota; Fungi; Ascomycota; Pichiomycetes; Pichiales; Pichiaceae
Exons: 1
Coding region: 1-1047 (348 amino acids)
Molecular function (GO): zinc ion binding; oxidoreductase activity
Source: RefSeq, a predicted model, not a curated record
AUGUCCAUUCCCGCAACCCAGAAGGCCGUUGUCUUUGAGUCAAUCGAUUGUCCGCUCACUGUAAAAUGUAUCUCGGUACCGAAGAUCAAGGCUACUGAAAUCCUCGUGAAGAUCGCAUAUACCGGUGUUUGUCACUCUGAUCUACAUGCCUGGAAAGGAGAUUGGCCAAUCAAGGCAAAAUUACCACUGGUGGGAGGCCAUGAAGGAGCUGGUAUUGUUGUUGCGAAGGGAUCGGAGGUGACCAACUUCGAAAUCGGAGAUAACGCCGGAAUCAAGUGGUUGAAUGGAAACUGCUUUGAUUGCGAUUAUUGCUACCGGGGCUACGAGGCCUGCUGCUCACAAGCGACCCUCUCGGGCUAUACAUGUGACGGAACUUUCCAGGAGUAUGCUGUUGCCAAUGCCAAACAAGCUGCUAGGAUUCCGAAAGGCACUGACCUUGCUUCCGUGGCUCCAAUUCUUUGUGCUGGUGUUACUGUGUACAGAGCAUUAACUAUCUGUGACGCUGUUGCCGGUCAAUGGGUUGCUGUGUGUGGUGCUGGUGGCGGAUUGGGAACGAUGGCUGUCCAGUAUGCUAAGGCUCUGGGAUACAAAGUACUUGCAAUAGAUGGUGGUGAUUCCAAGAAGGACCACUGCCUCGAAUUAGGUGCCGACGUGUUUGUCGAUUUCACUAAGAUUGAGGAUGUCAGUGCGGAGGUCAAAAAGAUAACGGAAGGAGGUGCACAUGCUGUUGUUAAUGUCUCCGUUUCCGAGAAGGCUAUGUGCCAAUCCGUGGAGUACGUUAGGUUGUGUGGAACAGUUGUGUUCGUGGGCCUACCUUCUGGUGCUGAAGUCAGAUACCCACUCUACGAUCAGGUUUGCAGAUACAUUACCUUGAAAGGAACAUCUGUUGCAAAUGUGAAAGAAACCGAAGAAGCACUGGAUAUAUUUGCCAAAGGACUGAUCAAGUCGCCCAUCAAAGUGGUAGGGCUAGACAAGCUUGCUGAUGUUUUUGAGCUGAUGGAUGAGGGUAAAAUCCUUGGAAGAUACGUUAUUGACAUGUCGCUAUAA